AUGACGGUUCUUGACGAUCAUUUUCCUCAAGGGGAUGAUGAAACUGUUGUUCCUACAUCGAGCUCUAUCCCUAUACUCAGUCAAAUGAGGCAAAUAGUUAUUAAAAAGAGAUUAUUAAUAUCAUUCUUGCUCACAUUCUUUAUUUUGGCACUUUCUUCUGCAUCCAUUUUAACAUACUUUUUUUUCAGAUCUAAAAGUAUCACAAAUUUCAAAUCUUUAGCAAUCGAGCAUAUAGAAUCCCACUAUCCUUCUAUGGACCCAUCUAAAAGGGCCGGAUUUGUUGAAGAGAUUGUCAAGAUUCGACAAACUGGAAAAAUUACCUCCGACGCAGAGAGCGAACUCGAUAUGUUGAUUGAAUUUGACGCCUUUGUAGAAAAGUACAAGAAAGUUCACAGAAGUUUUGACCAAAGAGUACAAAGGUUUCUAACAUUCAGAAAGAACUAUCAUAUAGUUAAAACCCACAAGCCCACUGAACCUUAUUCAUUGGACCUUAACAAAUUUUCUGAUUUAUCUGAUGAAGAGUUUAAAGCUCUCUACCCUGUAAUUACUCCUCCAAAGACUUACACUUCUUUAUCAAAACAUCUUGAGUUUAAAAAAAUGUCCCACAAGAAUCCUAUCUAUAUUUCCAAACUUAAAAAGGCUAAAGGUAUUGAAGAAAUAAAGGACCUAUCUUUGAUAACUGGUGAAAACCUUAACUGGGCUAGAACGGACGCCGUCAGUCCAAUCAAAGACCAAGGUGACCAUUGUGGUUCUUGUUGGGCAUUCUCAUCAAUAGCUUCUGUAGAAAGUUUAUACAGAUUGUACAAAAACAAGUCUUACUUCUUAAGUGAGCAAGAACUCGUAAAUUGUGACAAGUCGAGCAUGGGUUGUGCUGGUGGUUUACCAAUUACAGCUCUUGAAUACAUUCACUCUAAAGGAGUCAGUUUCGAGUCAGAAGUUCCAUACACUGGAAUUGUUUCACCAUGUAAGCCAAGUAUCAAGAAUAAAGUUUUUAUUGAUUCCAUUUCCAUUCUUAAAGGAAAUGAUGUUGUAAACAAGUCAUUAGUUAUUUCGCCAACUGUAGUUGGAAUCGCUGUUACCAAAGAGCUCAAAUUAUACAGUGGGGGUAUAUUCACCGGAAAAUGCGGUGGUGAAUUAAAUCAUGCUGUACUAUUAGUCGGAGAAGGAGUUGACCAUGAAACCGGUAUGAGGUACUGGAUAAUUAAGAACUCAUGGGGAGAAGAUUGGGGCGAAAACGGCUUCCUAAGAUUACAAAGAACCAAAAAAGGUUUAGAUAAAUGUGGAAUCUUAACUUUUGGAUUAAAUCCAAUACUUUACUCAUCUUAG
Theileria annulata is the source of this 1326-nucleotide messenger RNA. Its product is annotated as cysteine proteinase precursor, tacP, putative. Gene Ontology annotation, molecular function: cysteine-type endopeptidase activity. Bases 1 to 1326 code for a protein of 441 amino acids. Gene Ontology annotation, cellular component: lysosome. Lineage: Eukaryota; Apicomplexa; Aconoidasida; Piroplasmida; Theileriidae. The transcript has a single exon. The record is from RefSeq and is a predicted model, not a curated record.